GUCAUUCAGCUUUUUUUUCCUACUGAACCUUUUUAAGUUUGCCGAAGACGUACAAAACCGAAAUUAAAUAACGUGCUUGGCAGAAUGGAUCUGUUGACAAUAUUACGGUCACUUGUCAUUGCACUUCUUGUUACGAGGAUCGAAGGUGUCAAGCAUCAACAAAGUGGCCCUCAUCAGACCACUCCACAUUAUCAAAAAUGUAAGUAUGGACUGCAUGGCGCAGAUAAGGGUAUCCCUACAUUAUGUCAUAAAUACCGACAAAGCUGCCCUAGAGGAUACAACUGUAUACAAACAUUUCACAAUCAGUCCGGCUAUUGCUGUAAAGAAACAAACCCAUGUAAAUUUGGACAGCCUUUUCGGGUUAAUGGAGAAACCCUAAACUGCCGUCAGUAUGGUGUAAAGCAAUGUUCUAAAGGUUACCAGUGUGUUGGAACAACAGAAACAUCUACUGUUUGUUGUCAAGUCCAUACAAAUGAUGUAAAUAUUCCAAAUAGUUGUCUUAGAUGUCAUGGAUCGCCAUUUAAAGAUUCCAUUGAUCUCAGUGAACCUGAGAACCCGCCACCUUUUCAUGAUCUAACAAGUGAGGAAAUUAAAGCAAUUUUCAAAUUCAUGUUCGCACAAAAAAGUUUAAAUUUGACAAUGCAGAGUGAGGCAACUUUGUCUUCAAACUACAUUUACACCAUGGAAUUAAUUCUUCCUAAAAAGAAGUACAUCGAAAUUAAUCAUCACAGACAAUUGAAACGGAAAGCGUUGGUCACUGUAUUUCAUGGAGGAAAAGUGAAUCCUAUUGUAGCAGAGUACUGUGUAGAGUUAGCUCCACGUCCAAGAUUUUGUGGAAUACCUAAGUACAUCCCAUUUUCCUUCAGACCACCAACAAAUACAGAAACAUCAGCAGCUAUUGAGGUUCUCAUAGCGGAGACUAACAGGCUAGCAGGGGAUAUUUUGUUUGAGAGUUUUGAGGGUUCUCUAGUGAACUGUAGAAACAGGUGUCUAGGGUUUCAAAUGAUUAUUCCUUAUGCUGCAAUAAUUUCGGAAAUUCGAGAUGAAGGAUUUCGAGGUUUCUGGUUUCCUUUUUUUCAAAGAAGACGCCCAAGUACCCCAAAUCCUGUUGAUUUUGUUGUUCUUGUCACCAUUAAUGGGACGGCUACACCACAGACUGCAGAUGUAUGGUACAAUGGCCAACUGUUUGAUUCGCUUCAAUCAUUUAGAAAGGCUUGGUUAAGAGGAAUGGUGAAAAAACUUCACGUGAGUUUCCCCUCAGACCCACUAGCAUCUGAAGUGUUUCCUAGACAUCCACAAAGGCCUCCAACACAAGCAGAACCGGACGGAAAACGUUACUCAAUUAAAGGUCAGUCAGUUCACUACAUGAACUGGGAGUUUCAGUUUGGAGUAUCACCCACUCAUGGUCCUCAGCUUUUCCAAAUAAAAUUCAAAAAAGAAAUGAUAGUUUAUCAGUUAGGUCUCUCAGAAAUGACAGUUUUCUAUUCGUCAUCGGAACUAUUUGGUAGAUUUGCCAAUUUUUUUGACAGCCUAGCUUUGAUUGGAAACAGAAUUCAGACAUUAGUUCCGGGAGUUGAUUGCCCAACUCACGCAACUUUUGCCGAUUCAAAGUUUAUGUCGGAAACUUCAGAUAUGUCAGUGAUAAAAAGGAACUCAACAUGCGUAUUCGAACAUAAUACUGGAAUACCACUGAGACGACAUUAUAUAGCAGACGACUAUCCAUCUGGUUAUUACGAAGGUGCACCCAAUAACGUGCUUGUUCUCCGAAUGAUUUUUACUCUUGCAAACUAUGACUAUAUUUAUGACUUUAUAUUCUACAACAAUGGAGCAAUGGAGACUAAAGUAACAACAACAGGGAUAGUUUUGCCGUCCUACGUCCAGGACAGUUAUAAAUAUGGCUUCCAGAUAAACGAACAAGCUACAGGCAUGCUUCAUCAUCACAUGUUUAAUUUUAAGGUAGAUCUUGACAUUGGUGGCACAAAAAACAGCUACUCCACAUACGAUAUACGUGAAGAAAGUGUUCCAAACCAAUAUCUAAAGGGAAGGUAUCCCCAAAAAUGGCUCCAAACUAAAAUUAUUAAAGUAGAUUAUGCCACGGAGAGAGAAGCCGCUUUUAGAUAUGAUAUUAGCCAAUCCCGAUAUCAU
Messenger RNA from Saccostrea cuccullata (small rock oyster), 2145 nucleotides. RefSeq names its product putative amine oxidase [copper-containing]. Gene Ontology annotation, cellular component: plasma membrane. The annotation marks the transcript as partial. The record is from RefSeq and is a predicted model, not a curated record. NCBI's taxonomy places the organism in Eukaryota, Metazoa, Mollusca, Bivalvia, Ostreida, Ostreidae. The transcript is spliced from 5 exons. Gene Ontology annotation, molecular function: quinone binding; copper ion binding; primary methylamine oxidase activity. Gene Ontology annotation, biological process: amine metabolic process.